This is a messenger RNA of Danaus plexippus (monarch butterfly), 1478 nucleotides long. RefSeq lists its product as uncharacterized. The transcript is spliced from 3 exons. Bases 348 to 962 code for a protein of 204 amino acids. Lineage: Eukaryota; Metazoa; Arthropoda; Insecta; Lepidoptera; Nymphalidae. The record is from RefSeq and is a predicted model, not a curated record.
CCUAUUGUCAAUAAUAUCGCCCAUCAAGCUUUAGAUUUCUAGCAAUGUUACUAUUCUGGGACGGCAGUUACAUUUACAAUUACUGUAAUCAGGAGAAGACAACAAUAUGUACAUUAGUAGAAUUGGGUGAGAGAAAACACAGAAAAUACUAAAUUACACUUCAUAUAAUAUAUAUUUUUUGCAAUUUAUAUAUAACGUAUAAACCAGUAAAUACUGAACUAUCUGAUGCUACCACUAGCUUAUUCCCAAUAUAGAAGUUCUGCAUUGUCAUGUUUUUAAUCUGUGACCAAAACUCCAAUCUCAAAUAAGUAUGGAAAUUAAAUUACUAAGUGCAUGACAACAGAAGAAUGGGUACGAGUACAUGGAUAAUUGCUUCUGUAUUUUUGUUGACGCUGACUCAAGCAAGGGCCCAGUAUGUCAAUACCACCUGCGAGGAAUUCGAAAAAAAUGCGAGAUUUGAUCCUUUUGAAAUAGUGGAUUCUAAAUGGAAAAUUAUCUAUUUUUGGUCCCCUACUGUAGAACCUCGUCCAGUUAUAUUUUCAUUACUUGCUCGAAAGAGAUUAGACAGAUUUAAAGAAGUGGUCAAUGCUUUGGAACCAGAACUACGUCCUGAAUGGGAUAAGGCUGCUUUCAUGAUGGAGCCGAAGCCUGGAGUUCAAGUAGUUAUGCUCUAUUUGGGAACAGCUGGGGCCUUCCGCGGAAUCGUCAAAUUUGAACAACGUUACAAAGAUCGACCGAUUCCACCGCCGCUCAUAAAACUCGCUGAUUUAAGAUUUAAAUUAGUAGACAGACACAUGGCUAUGAUGUGCUGUGAAGACAUGACUGCUUUUGUAUUAUCUCGAACUAAAGAAGUACCUUCCUCAGAAGAGGAAUGUCUACAAAUUGCAAGUAAAUUUGGCCUCAAAGGCGUUAGUGGUCGAUCACACUUUUACUUAAAAAGUCUGACACGUACUGAACUCUGAACAUGAAUAUUUCUAAUAAAUAGUCAAAAUAAUACAAAUAAAUAAUUUAAUGUAUUUUAUUUUACAAACUAAUAGUGUUCCAUGCUUUUGAUUUGCUCUAAUGACAAUUCUUGCGGUAGGAUAGCGGAGUCGUGGUUCACCGCUUACGAUGCGUCUAAUAUCUGCAUACGUAUGUAUGUAUGUAUAGGCAAUCGAUAUGGCAAUUUGACCCUGACUAAAUUCACGGCUACAUUUACGCGUUAACAAUUAAUUUUAUAAUAAUUUUUAAUAAACUAAAUUAGAUAAAUCUAUUCAUAGACAGCCAAUGAUUUUCUAUGUAAGAUAUGACCGAGUAAGUGACAUGUAUAUAUCCAACUUCCUUCCCUUAGUGGAUUCUUGAGUUGUUAGUGAAUAAUGCGAAAAACAGAGUCCCUGUGUCCCAAUAAAUCUUCGAUCCGUGCUAAAUCCUUCUCAGCCUUUCGCUUUGGGAUUACAGUUAUUAUAUACAUAAACAUCCGAGUACAAUAAGUGAAAUAG